AUGAAGCCAACGGUCGACUAUCUGGGUUAUAAGGUAGGUCGAGACGGGAUCAAGGUACGUAGCAAGUCCGUAAAGAGUGUAACGGCCCCGCCGACGAAUAAGGCUGAACUCCAGAGCUUUCUCGGUUUGGUGGGCUUUCCCGUAUACACGGAUGCCUCCGGAGUGGGCGUAGGAGCAGCGCUCAUGCAGGAGCAAGACGGCCAAGAAGUACCCCUGGAGUGUAUGCAAGCCGUAAGUUGUCAGACACAGAACGAAGGUGGGGUACGUACCCGAGAGAGGGAGCUCUACACCAUCAAGUACGCGGUACUUGAUGGUGGCGAGACUACCUCGGCCUAG
Molecule: messenger RNA, 336 nt
Organism: Gregarina niphandrodes
Lineage: Eukaryota; Apicomplexa; Conoidasida; Eugregarinorida; Gregarinidae
Exons: 2
Coding region: 1-336 (111 amino acids)
Source: RefSeq, a predicted model, not a curated record